CGAGUUUUUCACCCGUAGUCUGUAGAUGUCGGCGAAUCGUGUCGGACCAUUUCGAGCCGUAGUGGUCUGAAUGUGCGGCGCAAGAUUCUGUUCUUCUCUGCCUAUCCACAAGUGGUUCACUACCGCGAUCCCCACGAAUUGGGUGAAAAAAUAGGUGAAAAGAAUUUCAGGAAGGAAUUUGCCGCGAAACUGAGUGUGGCAACAGUGGGUCUGUGUGUGGUAGUGUGGUAGAGCUCGAGAUCGUGACCGGUGAGUGGGAAAUUCUACGUGGACCGCCGCACAGAGAGACGGUGUAUUUUGUGCGGAAAAGGUUUUUGCUGGGCGAGUGAAGAUUUCUUUGUAGCGCAAGUAGAUUCUGUGAAAGGCAAGAAAAAUGUCGGAUUUGGAGGAAAUUGGUGAUAUGAGCAAUUUCGAUGCCUGGCUGGAGAAGGAUUUUCUCAGCAAGAUCAACCGGCUGGAGACGGAGUGUGAGGAUUCAAGGGAGAAAAUCAAAACUCUGGAUAAGGACUUGAAGAAGAAGACGAUCGAGUGUGACAUUCUGCGGGCCAAGGUGGGUAAACUUGAGACGGUUCCGUCGAACAAUGCCGCAUCAAACGAGAAAAUCGAGAUUCUGGAGAAGGAACUGAAGAGGAAGAGCAUGGAACUGGAUAUUCUGCGCUCAAAGCUGUCGAAUGCGGAGACUAAACCGGAAGCAUCACAGGAUCUAGCAGAAAGAGUGAAACAGCUGGAAAAGGAAUUGAAGAAGAGAAUCAUCGAAAACGGCAUUUUGCGAGGCAAGUUAACCGAGGUAGAGUCUGAACCUCCAACCCCCGAAAGCCAAGACAAGAUUGACGAAUUGGUGCGGGGAUUCCAGCGACAGGAAAGUGUGGUGUUGAGGGAAAAAGUGAAGGAAUUGGAGGGUGAUCAUGAAGCAUCCGAAAAAACCGGAGAGCUCGAGAGGGAAUUGAAGAAGAAAAAUAUUGAAAGUGAUAUUCUGCGAUCAAAAUUGAAGCAAUUUGAAUGCUCGCCCGGAUCUAAUCAGGAAUCCAACGACAGAAUCAGAGAGCUUGAGAAGCAGGUACGAAAAUACCAGAUUGAGGCGGACAUUUUGAGGGCGAAAGUUACCACGAUGGAAUCCGAUGCCGCCGAUAAAGAUGAAGAAGAAUCCAGUGAGAGGAUAGAAGAGUUGGAGAAGGGACUCCAGAGGAGUACCACUGAAGGCAAUUUACUCCGAGCCAAGAUGCGUAUGUUCGAGAAUGAGUCAACAGCAGCACAUGAUAGCAGCAGUGAAAAAAUAGAGGAAUUGAAACGGGGACUGAAGAAAAGCACUACGGAAAGUCAAAUUUUACGCUCAAAAUUGUCGGAAAUGGAAAACAAACAAACUGCUUCUGGAGCCAGUACAUAUAAAAUCGAACAGCUCGAACAGGAGCUUAAGAAAAAGAAUAUUGAAAAUGAUAUCCUCCGAUCGAAGGUGGACCAGCUGGAACGAGUGCCACUGGCGGACAGUCCGGCAAAUGCUAAGGUAGAAGAACUGCAGAAAGAGAUACGCAAACUGAAGAUCGAGAAUGACAUUCUUCGGUCUAAGCUGAAUCAUGCUGAAGAGGAACCGAUCGAGUCUCAGGAAUCCAGCGAUCGCAUAAGUGAGCUUGAGAAUGAGCUAAAGAAGCGUGUGAUUGAGAGUGAUAUUCUGAGAGCAAAAGUCACCCAGCUGGAGUGUGAGCUUUCGCCUACCAAGAAUUCCAACGAGCGUAUUGAAGAUUUGGAGGGUGAACUGAAGAAAAAGAUUCUCGAAAACGAUAUUCUAAAAUCCAAGCUGACACAGCUGGAAAGUGAGCUUCACUCGCAUCAGUCCAACAACAAGAAAGGAGACACACAGGAAAUUAAGAAGCUCAAGGAAAAACACGAGGAGGUGCUUACCAAGGCUAAAGAGCUAUUGUUCGAGCGUUCGAAAACUGUUAAAAUGCAGGAAAUGCAAAUCAAAGCACUGCAGAACCAAAUCGAGAACAUCAAGGAAGUUGUCACUGUCACCAAGGAUAUGCUGAACAUUCGAAAUAUGGAACAUGACCAGUUACAGACUCGCUUCGAGAAUAUCGACAGCAAAAUGAAGGCCGAACGGGAAAAGCAAACGCUGCUAGAGAAGAAGUUGGCCGCCUCGCAGAAGCUGUACAACGAUUUGAGGGAAGAAUACACCAAACAAGUGGAUCUGUUCAAGGCCUCCUCUGCUGAUUCCUCUUACAGGACAUCCAGAAGACCUACGCCGAGAAGAUCGAGCUCAUCAAAGGGGAAAUCGAGCAAGUCAGGAAUAGCCACCAUUAACGGCAGCAUCCAUCCAGACGAGAGACGGCCCGGUAAGCGGCUCAACCUACAGGAAGCUGGAGACGAAACUGAACAACGCUGUUGCUGCUCGACAUCAUGAGGCGGAACUGAAAAACUCAGCUUUCAAAUACCAUAAUAAAUCACCCGUGUCAGAGAAUAUUCAUGGAAAAAAGGAAUGUUUCAUACUUCGUCAUAUAUAAUUUUUGAUCAAGAAGCCUUGUAGGCAUAUUCAUAUACCUGAAAGAGUGCUGAAAAACAAAUAUCAUUGCUUUGAACGAAGUAAUUAAAUUUUCGGAACUAUUAUAAUUUUCUGUGGAUAGCUUACUUGCACCCAACCAUGAUUUCUAUCUUUGGGUGAAGACAUAGAAGAAGAAGAGCGAAAAAAAUAAACAGACAUUACCAGAACGUAAGGAUGGAUUUUUUGUAUAAACUUUAGAUUACACUCGAAUUGCUGGAGAUACACUAUAAAAGUGCGAUGGUUGGUGGGAAAGUGCCAAUCAAUCAUACAUUACUAUUAUAAACCUAAACAAAGCAUAACCAGAAAACAAAGCAACUCUUUUAUACUUAGUAAAAUGAUAUAUCUAAUCUUAUUAUUGUAAAUUGAACUACAAAGUUGGCGUCAACUUGAUUUUAUAAUGUCUCUAUAACAUUCAGCUGGAUAUUGAGAAAUUAAAUUACCGAAAAUAAA
Toxorhynchites rutilus septentrionalis is the source of this 2983-nucleotide messenger RNA. Its product is annotated as interaptin. Bases 374 to 2395 code for a protein of 673 amino acids. The record is from RefSeq and is a predicted model, not a curated record. The transcript has 2 exons. Lineage: Eukaryota; Metazoa; Arthropoda; Insecta; Diptera; Culicidae.